CCUCCUCGCCUGAGUCACGGCGCCGCCGAGUCCCCACGCGGAGAUGCCGCGCUGAGCCGGCCGGGCCGCGGCGGGGCAGCGUCGGGCUCUCGGCCGCCGAGCGGCGCUCACGCGGGCAGCCGGGCCGCAGCCCCUCUCCUCCCCGCCGCAGGCGCACCUCCAGGCCCACUCGCCGCGCUCCGGGGCGGCGGGGCUCGAGCAGGGCGCCCCGAGCUCGCCCGCGCCCGCCCCUCCAUGGCGUUUAUCCGGAAGAAGCAGCGGGAGCAGCAGCGGCAGCUCUACUCCAAGGAGAGAUUUUCCUUGCUGCUGCUUAACUUAGAGGAGUACUACUUUGAACAGCAUACGGCUGCUCAUAUUCAAUCCAGAGGCAGUCAGAAUGAAAGGAAAAUCAGAGGCUCCUUAAAAAUAUGUUCAAAGUCAGUGAUUUUUGAACCGGAUAUAAUAUCCCAACCCAUCAUUAAGAUUCCUUUGAGAGAUUGUAUAAAAAUAGGGAAACAUGGAGAAAAUGGAGCCAAUAGACACUUUGCAAAGGCAAAAUCUGGGGAGAUUUCACUCAUUUUCAGUCAGGUAUAUUUCAUUAAAGAACAUAACAUUGUUGCACCAUAUAAAAUAGAAAGGGGCAAAAUGGAAUAUGUCUUUGAAUUGGAUGUUUCAGGCAAAGUGGAAGAUGUCGUGGAAACGUUGCUUCAGCUUCACAGGGCAUCCUGCCUUGACAAACUGGGGGACCAAACUGCCAUGAUAACUGCUAUUUUGCAGUCACGUUUGGCUAGGACAUCAUUUGACAAAAACAGAUUCCAAAGUAUUUCUGAAAAGCUGCACAUGGAAUGUAAAGCAGAGAUGGUGACGCCUCUGGUGACCAACCCCGGGCACGUGUGCGUCACCGACACGAGCCUGUAUUUCCAGCCCCUGAACGGGUACCCGAAACCUGUGGUCCAGAUAACCCUCCAGGAUGUCCGUCGCAUUUACAAAAGGCGGCACGGCCUCCUGCCUCUGGGCUUGGAAGUAUUUUGCACAGAAGAUGAUCUGUGUUCCGACAUCUACCUAAAGUUCUAUGAACGUCAAGAUAGAGAUGAUCUCUAUUUUUAUAUUGCUACAUAUCUAGAGCAGCACGUGGCCGAGCACACUGCCGAGAGCUACAUGCUGCAGUGGCAGCGGGGGCUGCUCUCCAACUACCAGUACCUGCUGCACCUCAACAACCUGGCGGACCGCAGCUGCAACGACCUGUCCCAGUACCCCGUGUUCCCGUGGAUAAUAAGUGAUUAUUACAGUUCAGAAUUAGAUUUGUCACAUCCAGGAACCUUCCGGGAUCUCAGUAAACCAGUUGGGGCACUCAACAAGGAGAGGCUGGAGAGACUGCGGACACGCUACCGGGAAAUGCCAGAGCCAAAAUUCAUGUAUGGCAGUCACUACUCUUCCCCUGGUUACGUGCUGUUUUAUCUUGUUCGGAUCGCACCAGAGUAUAUGCUGUGCCUACAGAAUGGAAGAUUUGAUAAUGCAGAUAGAAUGUUCAACAGUAUUGCAGAAACUUGGAAAAACUGUUUGGAUGGUGCAACUGAUUUUAAAGAGUUGAUUCCAGAAUUCUAUGGUGAUGAUGUCAGCUUUUUAGUCAAUAGUCUGAGAUUGGAUUUGGGAAAGAGACAAGGAGGGAAAAUGGUUGAUGAUGUGGAACUUCCUCGUUGGGCAUCAAGUCCUGAGGACUUUCUCCGGAAGAGCAGAGAUGCACUGGAAAGCAGCUACGUGUCAGAGCAUCUUCACGAGUGGAUUGAUCUCAUAUUUGGCUACAAGCAAAGAGGGAGUGAUGCUAUUGGGACCUAUAAUGUGUUUCACCCCCUGACCUAUGAAGGAGGCGUGGACUUGAGCAGCAUCGAGGAUCCGGGUGAGAAAGUAGCCAUGCUGACCCAAAUCUUGGAAUUCGGGCAGACGCCGAAACAGCUGUUCGUGACGCCACACCCUCGGAGGAUCACCCCAAAGUUUAAAAGUGUGUCUCCACACUCCAGUAACAGUGCUUCCUUAGCAGAUUCCCCAGUCUCUCCAGGUGAAGAGUCUUUUGAAGACCUUACCGAAGAAAGCAGAACCCUCGCCUGGAGUAACAUCACCAAACUGCAGUUACAUGAGCACCAUAAAAUCCACAAAGAGGCAGUUACUGGAAUAGCAGUCUCUUGCAAUGGGUCUUCAAUCUUUACAACAUCACAAGAUUCCACUUUGAAGAUGUUUUCCAAAGAAUCCAAAAUGCUACAAAGAAGUAUAUCAUUUUCGAAUAUGGCUUUAUCAUCUUGUUUACUUUUACCAGGAGAUGCCACUGUCAUAAGUUCUUCAUGGGAUAAUAAUGUCUAUUUUUAUUCUAUAGCAUUUGGAAGACGCCAAGACACAUUAAUGGGACAUGAUGAUGCUGUUAGUAAGAUCUGUUGGCAUGACAACAGGUUAUAUUCUGCAUCGUGGGACUCUACAGUGAAGGUGUGGUCUGGUGUUCCUGCAGACAUGCCAGGCACCAAAAGACACCAGUUUGACUUGCUGGCCGAGCUGGAACACGACGUCAGUGUCGAUACAAUCAGUUUAAAUGCUGCCAGCACACUGCUGGUUUCAGGCACCAGAGAAGGCAUGGUCAGUAUCUGGGACCUCACUACAGCCACCAUACUGCACCAGAUACCAUGCCAUUCAGGGACUGUAUGCGAUACAGCUUUUAGUCCAGACAGCCGGCACGUCCUCAGCACAGGAGAAGACGGCUGUUUGAACGUCACGGACGUGCAGACUGGGAUGCUCAUCUCAUCUCUGACUUCAGAAGAGCCACAGAGGUGUUUUAUCUGGGAUGGAAAUUCAGUGUUAUCUGGAAGUCAGUCUGGUGAACUGCUUGUUUGGGACCUCCUUGGAGCAAAAAUCAGUGAGAGAAUACAGGGUCAUAAAGGUGCUGUGACAUGUAUGUGGAUGAAUGAACAGUGCAGCAGCAUCAUCACGGGAGGGGAAGACAGACAAAUUAUCCUCUGGAAAUUGCAGUAUUAAGUGCCUUUUUUCCUGCUAGAAAUGAAAUUGCACUCUAAUGAAUUUUUAAACCAAGCUUUUAAAUGAACUGGUGAAUGUAUGAUAGUAAUUAGACGUUUCACCACUUGGAAAAAAGGUGGUUUUAAACUUUCUAAAUCAUGGUGACUUCAUUGAAAGCCAUUAGUUGCCAUCUGUAAUGCAGAUAAGCACAUGGCAGUGGCAGAGAAAAACAGAACAUUUCUUUGUAAGGCAGAAAGGAUCAGUCCUGUAUGAUGAUGGUCAAAAGACAGCUUUGGAUGACAAGGAGAGACACCUACUGGAGAGCAGUGAAUUAAUUUGAAAUUUCCAAGAAAACAUGCAGUAUUCUCCCCUACUUCUGAAUCACUCUUCUAAUCUACCACAACUAUUGACAAGUGGAUUUUGGGCUGUGUGUGUCUUCAAGAACAGGUUACCUUCUACAACCUCUACCCAGAUUCAAAGAGCCUGGCGAAGGAUUAGCAGUUCUUCUAUCAGUGUUUACUUUGUAUAGGAACAGUUUGUUUUCAUGAUAGCUAUUAAGUGCUCAUCUUUUCUACAUUAAAAUUAUUUUUCUGUAAUGAAA
Messenger RNA from Choloepus didactylus (southern two-toed sloth), 3577 nucleotides. RefSeq names its product neutral sphingomyelinase activation associated factor (gene NSMAF). Lineage: Eukaryota; Metazoa; Chordata; Mammalia; Pilosa; Megalonychidae. The record is from RefSeq and is a predicted model, not a curated record. Gene Ontology annotation, molecular function: protein binding. Bases 235 to 2997 code for a protein of 920 amino acids. The transcript is spliced from 31 exons.